AUGGGGAUGUGUUCAAGACAAGAGAGGAUUCAGAAGGAUAUUGACGUUGUGAUCCAAAAGUGCAAGGCGGAGAAGGACUGCCUGUUUGCAGAUUUCAGGUACUCAGACUCCACCUUUACCUUCACCUAUAUUGGAGGCUCCAAAAGUGUGUCCUAUUCAGUGCAUGUCUCUGAGGACUACCCAGAUAACACUUACGUUUCCAGUUCUGAUAACGAUGAAGAUGUGUUAGUUACAACAGAGCCAAUUCCAGUAAUUUUCCACCAAAUUGCUACAGAAUUAAGAAAAACCAGUGAUGUCAACUAUUGCUUAUCCAUAAAGUCAAAAUUACAGAGGGAAAAUGGAGAGGAGUCACGGCACAACAGCACAGUUGAAGAAGACUCUGAAGGAGAUAAUGAUUCUGAGGAAUUUUAUUAUGGAGGACAGGUUAGCUAUGAUGGAGAACUUCACAAGCACCCACAGCUGGAGGCUGAUUUAACAGCAGUGAGAGAGAUCUAUGGACCUAAUGCAGUAUCUCUCAGGGAAUAUGGAGCCAUUGAUGAUGUAGAUAUUGAUCUACAUAUUGAUGUUAGCUUUCUUGAUGAGGAGAUUGCUGUGGCUUGGGAUGUAAUUCGCACAGAGCCAAUAAUAGUGCGACUGCACUGUUCACUCACACAGUACCUAAAUGGUCCAGUGCCAACUGUGGAUGUAUUUCAGAUCUCUACUAAGGAAAGAUUUGGGCUGGGACAUCAGCUGAAAAAAAUCAUGCAGACAUUUGUUACACAACAGUGGAAGAACAGUAAAGAGAAAUCUAAUUGUACGCACAAUAAGAAGGUGUCUGACAAAAAGGUGAAAUCCCCUCUGCACAUCUUUUCUACAUUGCGCAGGCACAGAAUUUCAAAGAAAAAAGGCAUUAAAAAGCAUAAGAAAAAGCUUAUGAAUAGUUCAGUUGCAUUUAAUAUGAUUUCUGCCAGUUGCUCAUACUCGUCGCCAAGUUAUCCUCCACCUGGCUGUGGUAAAAAUAAAUCGAAACUGAAGUCAGAACAGGAUGGCAUCUCCAAGACUCACAAACUAUUGAGAAGGACUUGUUCUAGCACAGUGAAGGCGGAGGAUGUGUGUGCCACAAAAUCUCACAGAACCUUUGGCCGCUCGUUGUCGAGUGACCCGAGGGCUGAACAGACAAUGGCUAUUAGAUCGCACAAACUGCUGAGUCGUGCUUGCUCUGCAGCAGCCAAGCAGGAGGAGUGCAUCACUUUAAAGCCCCAUAAGGUGUUAAAUAGGUCGUGCUCUGGGGAUCCUCGAUGUGAGCACAACAGCACCUUGAAGCCCCACAAACUUUUAAGCAGAUCCUACUCCAGUAACCUUAGAAUGGAAGAAUUGGAUGGAUUGAAGAAUCAUAAGUUGCUCAGCAAGACUUACUCCAAUGCCCCUAAAUCAUCCAAAAUGGAGCCUUUCAAGGAGUCCACCAUGGCAGAGAGCAGGAGGCUCUCUCUUACCUCAGGGCUUAUUGGUAUCUUAACACCAUCUUCAUCAACACCUUCACAAGCUGCUCAAAAUUAUGGUGCAAAAUGCAUUCCGGUGCGAGACCGUGGCUUCCUUGUGCAGACUAUUGAAUUUGCUGAGCAGCGGAUACCAGUGCUGAAUGAAUACUGUGUAGUUUGUGAUGAACCUCAUGUGUUCCAGAAUGGCCCUAUGCUGAGGCCCACUGUUUGUGAACGGGAGCUCUGUGUAUUUGCUUUUCAAACAUUAGGAGUGAUGAACGAAGCUGCAGAUGAAAUUGCAACUGGGGCACAGGUGGUUGAUCUGUUAGUAUCCAUGUGUCGGUCUGCAUUAGAGUCACCUAGGAAAGUUGUCAUUUUUGAGCCAUAUCCUUCUGUAGUUGAUCCUAAUGAUCCUCAGAUGCUGGCCUUUAACCCCAGAAAGAAGAACUAUGACCGAGUCAUGAAAGCAUUGGACAGUAUCACUUCCAUCAGAGAGAUGACACAGGCACCCUACUUGGAAAUAAAGAAGCAGAUGGAUAAACAAGACCCUCUUGCACAUCCUCUUCUACAAUGGGUUAUUUCUAGUAAUAGAUCACAUAUUGUGAAGCUACCAGUGAAUAGGCAACUGAAGUUUAUGCACACUCCCCACCAGUUCCUUCUUCUCAGCAGUCCACCAGCCAAAGAAUCCAAUUUCCGAGCUGCUAAAAAUCUCUACGGGAGUACCUUUGCAUUUCAUGGUUCACACAUUGAAAAUUGGCAUUCCAUCCUGAGGAACGGCUUAGUUGUUGCUUCCAAUACGAGGCUGCAGCUCCAUGGUGCAAUGUUUGGAAGUGGAAUCUACCUUAGUCCAUUGUCAAGCAUAUCAUUUGGUUACUCAGGGAUGAACAAGAAGCAGCAGAAGGUGUCAGCUAAAGAUGAACCAGCUUCAGGCAGUAAGGGCAGUAAUACAUCACAGUCACAGAAGAAAGGACAGCAGUCACAAUUCUUGCAAAGCCGUAACUUAAAAUGCAUAGCCUUAUGUGAAGUGAUAACCUCACCUGAUCUGCACAAACAUGGGGAGAUAUGGGUAGUUCCCAACACGGAUCACGUGUGUACAAGAUUUUUCUUUGUUUAUGAAGAUGGUCAAGUGGGUGAUACAAGUAUAAAUACACAGGAACCAAACAUUCAUAAAGAGAUUCUUCGAGUCAUUGGCAAUCAAACUGCUACUGGUUAAAAGGACCACUCUUAUUUAAUUGAUGUGAAGCCUUCCUCAGUCUCAAAGCUGGAUUUUGAACUGAAGAAGAUGCAAAAAACUAAUUUAUUAUUAUACUAGCAAAUUAACCAUUUGAAUACUUACUGUUUUCUUACUUAGUAUUUCGUAUCUCAUCAAAAUACCUGAGAUGGUAUCAAUUAGCAACUGUAGGGGUGCAAAGUCUAUUAUUAUACUAAAACAGUUAAUAAUUAAACAGGCAUUUGGGUUGCUCACAAUAAACAGACAUUAAAAAGGACUUUUGUGCUGAUAUUUUUAUACUAAACUUCAAUUGGAAGUUUUAGUACUGUAUACUGGUAUUUUAAAUUUAGAAUGACUGAAUUACAAGUAAGAGAGAAGAUUUUAUAGCGGAGCACCUGUGUUAUGCAGGAUACUUUGCAAUAAGUAAAAUAUUCUCGUAUUAAAACACAAUAAAAUACUGUCUGGAACAUGUAAAAUUGAAGAGAUUGGUUACCUGCAGCUAUCUUUGAUUCUUUUUAUUUUACACAAAUGCAGCUAGCAUUUAGACUCAAAGGUGAAAAUGACAAUGCAUUUUUUAUUUACUGGUUGAAAAAAAGCAAAAUGAAUGUGAUGGUGUAUGUUCAGCUUUCUUUAUCUUCUCUGGAAACACUGUCUUACCCAUUAAGGAGCUCAGUUGCAUUUUUAAAUUGUACAAGCCUAGGAAACACCCUGGCAAUCCUGAAGCUGUUAAUUUCCUUUUUAGAAUUUUGGUUUUUAUAUAUUAGAUUUUACAAUUUCAUUAAAUCAACAAAGUUUUUUAAUGUUUGCAUCUUAACUUCAGUGAAACUGCUCUGUGAUUAAAUUUAUUCACAUUUUAAAGUAUGUGCUGAGUUAAGGCAUUUACAUGGCUGAGUUGGUUGUUGAUGCAUCAGAAAAUAUAUACAAAUGCAAAAUUCUGAUUUUGUCUUGGUGAAAUAGUUUUAUUAAUUAAUUUCUAAGCGAUAAGAAAUCAAUUUAAAUAUCUCUGUCUUCUAAAUUUACAACUGUUUUUUCCAAGUGAGUAGGACGGCAACACAGAUAGAGAAGGGUCCAGUCUCCAAGGCAUAAAGAAUACCCUGUGCCCUGAUGAAUGCCCUUGGCAGCCCUCAUGGUAGCUGUCCUGAAGCAUCAAUCACACCCUUGAAUAUGGAGAGCAGUUCAACUUACCCAUCUGUGCAACUACUACAAGCCACCUCAGAAAGCAAAAAUAGAUUGAAGCCUCUCUUAUGUUACUUUCAUAAUAAAGAUACUAAAGCACCAAAUAAUAGCACAACAGAGCACAGGUGUGUUUGUUUCUUUCAAACAGAACUGAAGCAGAUACGCUGUAAUGGGUGAUUCCUUCUUUCUAGUUCAAGCUACACUCCUAUAUUACUUGCUGCAACUGAAGUGCCCUACAAAUAAAAUAGUCGUAUUUGGCCUAGGAGCAUAUAUCUGGGGAUGUAUUUUAGCAUUCUAGACUUAUUUGCUGGAGACUUUAGUUUUUCUGGGUUCAUAUCCAGACUUGUAAAGCCAAUUCUGUUUGAUUAUCCCCAUUUUGCUAUUAGUUCUGUUGUUCUGUUGACUUGCACCUUCAUUUGGUGGACCUCUAAAUUGAGAAUCACUACUCUGAAUUUGUUGUAUUUUGUGUUGUCUGUCUACGUAAGGACUGCCUUAGGUUGUGUGACUGCAAAAAGUCAACAUAAUUCAGAAGUGGAGCUGAGACCCUGGCAUGACUAUUUCCAUAUAAUGGUCCUGCCAUAUGUGUCUGAAUCACUGUGUUUUUGCCUAACAAAAGGAAACUGAGAAGCAAGUCCACAAAGAUGUUCUAUGAUUACUUUCUGGGCUGAUAGUCCACCACUCUGGGAUGCCUCUUCCAAAAAGCUAGGAGAAAAGAGAGAUGACAUGAGUGAGCUGGAGAAGCCAAGUAAACAGUCAUCUUCCCCGUCCCUUCAAGCUACAGCAGGGGCGCAAAUUAAACUUUUGAAGGAAGGAAUCUGAAAUGUAGCUGAUGAGUCGACCUGUGUUUGCAUUGUGGGGUUGUGAUACUGGUCAUGCAUGGUGCCAUCAUAAGUACAGUCCCAGGAAGGGGAAGGAAAAAAUACAUAACUGCCAAAUUUUAAGACUGCUCAGAGGUUUUUUUUAAAUGGAUGAGCCACAGUGAGGGACAGUGUGGGGGAAUGCAGGGCUCCAAGUUGUAUGGAGGCCUUGCUAUUACAAGGUGCCUGUCUCAGGGAGUGCUGAGAUGACUGAUUUAAUGGGGGAGAAGGAUAGUGGUCAAAAGUAAAAGGUAGAAUGUGACAAGUACGAGGGUUAUGAACCAGUGAAAGAGGGCAAAACGUUUCAGGAAGAAAGGUAGUUCAGAGGGGGCCACAUGGCAUUAGCAGCUCAGGUCCCACGUGGUGCAUGGCAGGAAAAGGGACUGGCCAGAACCAAGCUGCAGCAUGGGGAUACACAGCCCGUGGCAUUGUGGGGCAGCACCAUGCCCAGGGCAACUGGGCCACCUGAAAUGUGUCAUUCUCUAGGGUACAGUGCAAAGACACAAGCCCAGUGUCACGCAUAAACAGCAGCUGAACUAGAACAAAAUUGUCUGACCAGAAACUCGGUCACUUUCUUUAGCCAGUAUAUUAAUGAGAAACUUCUAUAGCUUUGUGUUAUUUGCAGGUGAAUGUGAAUCUUCAGAAUAUUUAACAAAGUAUUCUCAUUAUUUUUAAAAGGUAUGGGGAAGGAGGGAUGUUCAUUUGGCAUCUGUUACUCAAAAAUAAAUAAUCCUUAUAUAGCAAACUUAAAAGCUGAAACAAAGACUUUUAUCACCAAGAGCUGGAAUGAAAAAGCCUGAGGAUGAGAUUUUCUUUGAAGGAUUUGUCCUGCGGGGUUUUAUGCAAAGGUGGAAGUUGCAUGUUGCCAAGUGCUUCCAAAUGACGUACAUUGACAUGGAUUCCAGGGGAUGAAAAAUAAAAACCGGGGUGAUUUGGGCAAGACCCUGUGUUUUGCCCAAAGCCCUUGCAUUUCCCUUCCUGUUACCAUGCACGCAUAUGGGUGAUAGAGCAAUCAUUGUAACUCCUGCUGUAAAGAUGCAGGCUUUCCACAGAUGGCUUUUAAUCAAAGGAAGAAGAGCCCUGGGCUCUGCCAUCUCUCUUGGUAGAAAUUUCCAUGAAGUCCUUGCUUUUGCCAUACCCAGUAUGCAGCAACCAAGGGAGUUCUUGGUAAAUAACUUUCUAACUUCUUGCUGCACCCUGCAACAAAAUGCAGGCCCUCCUCAUGGUGAAAAGUUGUGACAGAAAAAUUAGGUUAGUCCUUUAAUGUUGCACCCUAAUUAUGAAUUUCCAUAUUUCUGCUGAGUAUCUUAAACAUUGAGAAAGGAAUUCAGAACGACGCUUUUAAAUCUUUAUUGAGAUUCAGGCAAGUAUUUAGCAUUCAAGGGCUAAAUGAAGCAAUUUGAGGUACCUUUUUCUAUGAUAUGAAUCAAUAUGGCCCUGUUUUCUUCAAGAGUGGUCCACUGUUUUGAUAACCUGAAUCUUUGGCUUGCUAUUACUUACCAUAAAGUGGCCAGGUUGUGUAAUAUUUUGGUUAAUGUUUUACAGGAACUAGUCAAUGACACUGGAAUUUUAUAGGCUUAAAUUUUUCCUCUACAGCCCUUGAAAAACUCUUAAUGAUGCUGAAUGAUUUUAACAUAAUAGCUGUUGGUACUAAAAAUGUGUCUGAUGAAUUAUGCUAAGAUUAUACAUUUGUUAAUACAAAUAUGAAGUCACUCGAAAUGAGGACUUUGUGCAAAGAUCAGUUAUACUUUGCUUAUAAAUCACUUACGACUGUGGAAACAAUUAGCAUAAUUCCAACAAGGAUGAAUACAAAGUAGUAAAAAAAAAAAAGCUGAAAAGGGACAACUGAAUUAAGAGAUUCCUGGUUUGAAAGGAAACAUUAAAAAAACCCUAAACCCUAAGCAAAUGCAAAAGUAAUAUCUAGUUAAUCAAGAAUUAUAUUGAUUUAGAUAGAUUUUUCUCUUGGCUUUGGGGAAUGAAAGUGAGAUACAAAGAAUAUGAGCCAUGACUCACCACGUGCAGCCUCUGCUGGCAGCGCUGCUGCAGCUGGAAUGGCCCUGGCCACCCAUUCUCUUCUCUCCUGUGGCACACAGCAUCCUGUGGUGUUUUAUUUGCAAAAUUGAGGUGUUAAUGUGUCUGUGCAAUUUCUUCAUUAUGAACACCACCUCGAGGUGAGGGAUGAGCCGGUUGACUAAACUGAGCAAGCUCUGCUGUUCAUAGAGCAGCAGAUUCUGCUGCUGAUUAUGAUUCUGUGAAGCACUGGAAGUUUUUCAGGAAGGAUCUUGAAUCCAGUCAGAAGAAUUUAUUCCUUAAAUAAAUUCCACUCAGGAGCGGAGGGACAUGUGCUUCAGAAGGGGAUAAAUAAAAGGGGAUAAAUAAAAGGGGAUAAAUAAAAAUGGGAACAUUUGCUCCAAGCAGAGCGUCAUUCUGUGUGCACCGUGUUGUGUGAACUGCACAAGGAUGUCGCCAGGAGUUUGAAUUUCCCGAUCUGUGUUUGGAAACUGGUCUGAAAGCACUGACCUCCUCUGUCUGUCCUGGCAUGUCAGUGUUGUACUCCUGCUCACUGGCUGCAGCAGCAGCCACUGACAAGAGCUGAGGGAAUAAGACAGCUUGAACUGCUGUUCCAUAGCAUUUUGAUUGCAUGCUCCUGCUAAGUUUCAGUCUGCCACAGAACAGCUACGAUGUAAAUUACUACCCAUUACACUUUGCAUUGGGUUUUUGUAUAUGUAAUAGGCAUAAGGCUUUUGUAAAGGGAAAAAAAAAUAGUUUUUAGAUGAACAUAUCUACUGUGUUGAAAACCUGUUGAAAAGACUGCAUUAAACAUUUAUCAAAAAGUCAGUAAAAAUAGUCCUUAUACAUAGACAUUUAAUUUCAUGUUCUAAAAAUAAUUUUUGAACUUACCCAGUAUAUAUUGUGUCUUUGAAUUUUAACAAACAGCCACUCCUUUAUGUAAACAUAAAAUAUGCCAAUGUUUCUUUUAACUCCUCAGCCUUUUUUUCUCCAAAUAAAUUUAUUAAAUUCUGUGCACAAAAUCAUACUGCAGCCUGCUAUUUAGCCUAUGGUGCCUUAGAGUUACUCAAAUAUUUAACAAAAUGGAGAUAAUGUAAAUACUGCCAGAAGAUCACUAAGGCCAAAUAUUUUCUCUAUUCACUUUUUACUGCACUUGCUUUCUAUUGCUAUUUAAGCCUCUUUUAUUCAGCUUUGUAACAGCUAUAGCAUUGUAGCCAAUGUAAAUGUUUACCUUCAAUAAAUCAGAAUUUGUUCAACAAGCACUGGGCAUUUGGGCACUAUUUUGAGAACUCUGUUAAUACAGCCAUCUAAGAAUUAAACUGCUUCUGAAGCAGUUCCUUGAAUUUUGCUAAUCUCAAUGACAUCUAAAAGUUAUGCCAUGCUUUUACACAUGUUCUUGAAGUAAAAUUUUUUUGCAGUUAUCUUUUUAAAAACACUUAGAUGAACAAUAAAAACAGCUUUUCUUGCUGUGUUUAUCUGACUGGGUUACCCAACUAUCAUAAAAGCAUUAUUUUGCAUGUACAGUAUCAUAAAAUGUGUAAGGAUGUCUCAAGAUGCUUUUUAUAAUUGCUUUUAAAGAAGUCCUCUGUUUUUCUGUAUAGCUGUUUUUGUCAUGAAAACACAGCAAAUAUAUGACAAACCAUGUCAUACUUUAAUGCGGCUGUGUUUAAAGUAUAAAUACACAUCUGCAACUCAUAAAAUAUGCAGACAUUUGUGGGACUGGUUAUUAAUUCAGUGAGUGUACUGUUUUUUUCACUGCCUGUGAGGUCAUUUUAAUUAUAUGGGUGAAUGUAGCUUGCAACUUUUCAAAGUUUUACCUUUUAUUUGUUAAAUUUAUUGAUUUGUGAUUGCAGAUUUUGGGUUGAAAGAGUCAAAGUGGUACUUAAUAUUAUUUUGACUGCUGUGAAGUGUAUUACACAAAUAUGACUAUCAGAGAGACAAAAAGAUACGUUACUGCUACUCUAAAUGAUUGAUAAUUUGCCUUCAAUUUAAGUGUACAGGCUGGGGCUUGAAUUCUCUAAUGGAAGAGAUAUUCCAAAUUUUGGGGAUCUUAAAUUUGGAAGCAGUGACUUCCAAACUCACAAAAGAAGAGCUGAAUCAGUGGGGAAAUCCCAGACCUCUGUAGAAUUAGUACCCAAAGAGAGCAGGAGGGACAGAAUUUGUAUUUGCUUUGGCUUAAUUUACUUCAUUUCCAAGUGGCUACAUCCCAAGUUCACUCAAUGUGCACUAAUAUUAAGUUUUCUGUUGAGAAUGUCUUUGGUAUAUUGUAUUCACCUGUUGAACAGUGCCAUGUGGGACCCAAGAGAUUAGUAAUCCAGACAGUAAUUGACAGCAGUAAAAAAAUUACUGCAAUGGACAAGAGCUACUUUCAAAUGCACACACUGCAUUUUUAACAGGAGGAAGAGCAGAAAAUCUUCUAAGAAAAUACCACCAUGGCAAAAAGUACAUACUGUUUUCAUUAAGUCACGUUUGCACAUUUGACCAGCUUUUUUUGGAAUUAGUGUGCAAUGCAGAUUGGAGCAAAUAAUUUUGCACAAGGGUCACAGACUUGGUCCCCUCUAAGAGGGAUUUGUCCUCCUGAAAUGUUGUGGAGCAACUUAAAUAGAGCUGCAUUGAAUGAAGCCAGUAGUAGCUGAGGGCCACAACUUUGCUAUGCCCCAGCUCUCAGCACAGUGCAAACACUUUAAGAGAAGAAAACUUAGGGAAUGAAACAAAGGGCUCAGUGCCUUGCAAAAGCCUAGUGUCAAAACAGGUGAAACAGGAACAGGAUUUGGAAAAAAAAUUAAAUUGGCAUUUUUAUUAGAAAACAUUGUAGGUCCCUCAGAUUGAUUUUCUUAAAUGUUGCAAAUAUUUUCCAUUCACAGUUAAGGGAGAGAAGUGUAAUUCAACACACAGAAACUGAAACCUCUGAACAGGGCAUAAGACCCUUUUAGCAUCAGCACUGUUUGUAGCAAACCCAUGUGCAAGGCGUCAGCUAUUGGAUUCCAGCCAGUUCCAGAAAACUGGCAUUUUUUUGCAAGAUGCUGAAGCUGUGGGAAUUAUACUAGCAGCAGGAACAGUGACUGCAGAAGCAAGAGCAGCACAAGUCUCCAGGGAUCGUGUCUGGAAAAAAAUACAGGAACUCCUGGCUUAUGGUUUGCUCAACAAAAGCCAGAGCUUAUCAUCAGCAAAGCAAUUCUAAUUUGUAACUUAGAAAGCUUUCCAUUGUUUGGGAGAAAUGAGAAGAAAAAAAAAUAACUAGUUCUCUUCAACCUGCUGUCCUGUAGCUGGUAGUUCAGUCUAGUAGCAUGUCUGGGGCAGUGUUCCACUGUACUUGCAUGUAGCAGUUUACUUACAGCAGUAGUUAGCAACUUUCCUACAGAUCUCAGGCAGAAUGAGGAACGUCUCAGCUGACAGUUCCUUGGAGCUGGUCUUCUAUUUCAUAUACGUAUUCCAAUGGAGUCUGUACAGGUAAAAUAUUCCAGAAAGGGAAUAGGUGGCUGAUACUUUCCUUGCUGGUUUUCAAGUAUGAUCAGACUGUUCUCCCCAUGUGAGCUGCUAAACAAAAAAUUUUGCUGACUGUUUAAAAAAAACCUUCAUCUCUCCUGAUCCUUCCAUCUCUCCUAGUCAAAUAGCUUGGAGUUCGGGUGUAUUUCUGUUCAGAACCAUCUACCAAGGUUAAUUCAGUAUGAAGAAGUUCAAAGAUGAGAGGAGUCAGAGGCUAAACUGAUUGAAAUAGGUAUAAGUGCAAUUUGAGUGCAUAUAGAUGAAAAUAUGUAAGUAUAUAUUUAAAAUUUUGCAUAUAUUUAUAGGAACAUAAGUUGAAACAGAACUUUUGACUCAAAACUAAGGAUCAUGAUAUCACUGUUUAUAACACUUCUGACAAAUGCAAUGUAUUACAGACUGCUCUAAUGUGAUAGGUUUUGGUAGAUCUGACUUACUGACUUUUCGUCAAUGGCAUAAGAGGGUUUUAAAUUUUUGCCUAUGGAGAAUUCAGUCACGCCUCCUCUGUAUGUGUUAUCACAUAGCUGGCAUGUUGUGCUUCAUGUGAUAUUCCAUGUGUGUGAAACUGUAUUAUUCCACUCUGUCUUUUAAUUAUCUUACGCAAACUUUGGUUUCAUGCUUGCCGUGCUAAUCAGUAGGACACGAAUACCAAAAAUCUCAAGAUCUUUUAGCACCCAUCUCACUUCAGAUUCCUUCAGAUACUUUAUGCUUUGAAGAACUUAGCAUCUUUUUUUGAGCUGCAUCUCUCAACAGUACCAAUAACAUUUGGUCCAUUUUAUGCCGUGAUUACAAAGGUCUUUGGGAGGUUGCUAAACAACUUGAUAAACCUGAGAGGUGCCACUUCUGUCUCUCUGAGUGUUGAUUUAUCCUUUUUAUCAAGAUAUAUUUUUUUUUAAGUUUCCAGUGGUCUCUUCCACCACCAAAAAGUUACAAAAAAAUUAAGGACUUGUUGGGGAGAUGAUAAUUUUGCUGUUUGUUAUGUUGUUCAAUGACUUCAUUUUCUGUAUAUCUGUGCUAAUGUGACCUGAAUUUCUGAUCCAUUGCAAAUCUCUUUCCUAUUACUGCUCACAGAGCUAGCCUUUAGAAGAGCAUCAGAUAUGAGCAUUAAAAUACAAUACUGAGUAUAUUUCAGUUAAAAUGCAGCAGUGUGAAGCCAUGAAUAGUAAAAAAAAAGUAUUGAAAUUAUAGUCCCAAUAUGAAAAGCAUGUGUACAAACUAUUAACUUGUACAUGAGAACAAAAAUGUGUGGCCAAAUAGGUAUGCCAAAAAGGAUGCUGUUAAAAGCUAAAGAGUUUUAUAAACACAAUUUCCUGUCAUAAUUUUCUUUCAUCUAAGCGAAUUUGGCAGUGUAAGUUCAAAAUACUCCCUACCUGUAGUUCUGGCUCUGUCUUUAAACAGGGUUCAGAUUGAAUUGCUGGUCUUUCCUUCACAGAUUCUUCUUUUCCUGUGUUGUUAUGAGGAAAGUUUACUGGAUUCUUAAUUACUUUGAAGAGUGUUAUUGAUCUCCUAAAUUAAUCUGUUUGUACAAUUUCCGUAGAUUGGUUUGAAAUGUUUUUUUCAUCAAUAAGCUACCAUAGGCAUUUGCUUCCUUUCCAUGGAGAUUUUUUAUGUUUGUAAACCUCAAGUCUUGAGUUUUUUUACUUGAACAAAUCAUUUCUUAAGGGGAUUGAAAGACUUGAUGGUGUGUGUGCAUGAGAUUUAUUAUGAAAAUUUUUACUUUUGUCUUUGUAAAUUGUGUCUCAGUGGCCUGGGCAGCAGAUGCUUUGGUGUAGUGCAACAAUUUAUGAAUUGGUCCCAAUGAGGACUGAUUUUGAUUUUGGCUUUUAGGGUAUCAUUGACCCAUUGGAUAAAGCUAAAAAUUCUGACAAUUCUGAUCAAAUUCUGUUGUCUGUAAAUUAUGUUACCUUGUGUAAACUGUUCCUUUACAUUAUCUGGUCUGUGAAUCUCUAUUCAUAUAUAUUCCUGCCAACUCUACUAUGCAUGAAUGCAAAGAAAGAAACAAAGGUACAAUAAAGACGUGGUUCAUGGUC
Corvus hawaiiensis (hawaiian crow) is the source of this 12223-nucleotide messenger RNA. RefSeq names its product poly(ADP-ribose) polymerase family member 8 (gene PARP8). Gene Ontology annotation, biological process: endoplasmic reticulum unfolded protein response. The record is from RefSeq and is a predicted model, not a curated record. The transcript has 27 exons. Gene Ontology annotation, molecular function: kinase binding; protein serine/threonine kinase activator activity; NAD+ poly-ADP-ribosyltransferase activity. Lineage: Eukaryota; Metazoa; Chordata; Aves; Passeriformes; Corvidae. The coding region runs from base 1 to 2670 and encodes 889 amino acids. Gene Ontology annotation, cellular component: membrane; nuclear envelope; intracellular anatomical structure.